AUGAGUGAAUUACCUGACUACGUGCUUGAUCCAGAUGCUGUCCUUAAAGACAUCAGUGCAGCCUGGCGCCAUGGCAAUGCUCCGGAUUACUCCAAGACAAGAGCCUUUUAUGAAAAAAGCACUCCCCUCUUUCUCCCUUUCCUAGUCGAAAAUCUCGUGAAGAAUUGGGAAAUCGAAGCCUCCUUCAAGACAGACCUAUCCGACUGGCGUACCAUAGAUCAGGCCGUAUACACAGUUUCCCUGAAUGGUGGUGAAAGACGAACAGGUCACCAUAUGUUAGAAGUGGGGACCUAUAAUGCUCUCCUGACCGCGAGUCAGUAUUAUGAUCCUGCACACAACAAUUUCAACGAUUCGCACAAGUCAUUUAAGCGGAUGAUGCCAACGUUUGCUUGGGAGGUACUUGAAGUAUACUCUGGUCCUCCCGUUGUUGCCUUUCGGUGGAGACAUUGGGGCGAGAUGAAGAACGAUUACGUGGGAUACAAUAGCUCCUCUGAGAAGGUCAAGAUCCAAGCGCACGGUGGCCCGAUUGACAUUGAAGGAAUUAUAGUGGCCAAGGUCAAUGAUAAACUACAGGUACAGAGUCUUGAUGUCUGGUAUGACCCUAUGGCAAUGUUUCGCCAAAUUAGCAAAGAGGACCAGAUUAGCAGCGAGGGUAGCAGUAGCGGGUGUCCGUUUGUGCAGGGUUAG
Molecule: messenger RNA, 687 nt
Organism: Penicillium verrucosum
Lineage: Eukaryota; Fungi; Ascomycota; Eurotiomycetes; Eurotiales; Aspergillaceae
Exons: 3
Coding region: 1-687 (228 amino acids)
Source: RefSeq, a predicted model, not a curated record